AAGCAAGGAAAGGUGGAGAGAAUCUAGAAAUGCCCAUUUCUUUUCAUUUCCUCAAAAACCCAGAAAUUAUUAAAUUGGAAAAGAAAUCAUAGGGAGAGAGAGGAGAGAGAGAGAGAGAGGAAGAAAAGGCAUAGAAUUAAAAGAGACCGGAUGUUGACAAAUAUAAUGUCACUGUUCUUAGAAGGUCGUUUUUUUGUGUGUGAAGAUUUCUUAUCUGGGAUCUCUCUCUCUAAAAAAAACUCUUUGGUUCUCUCUCUAAAAACUUCCUUUCUUUCAGAGACUGGCCCAGCAGAUCGAAAUCUCCAUCUUUUCUUCUAUCUGAUGACGAUCUAAGCUCCUCCAGAUUGUGUUACCAAAGUACCCACUUUGUUGCUUCUCUGUAUUUAUUAUGUGAUUGUUCUUUUUUGCUCAUAUUGUCCUUGCUGGUGCCAGUCUGAGAAUAUAAAUGUCCAUGUUCUUAGUUAUUGAGUAUUGGAGGUACUACUUCUCAUGACUUGAAUCCAUGGGUGGUUCUUAAGGAGAGGUGAUUGCAGGAUGUGGGUCUGAGAUUAUAUUCCAUAGUUAUUGGUGUUCUUCAACUUACCAACGCCGGCCACCGCACUCCACGGGAAUGGGAACAAAAGUGCAUUGUAAAAGCUACUUGCCGGCAUAUUACUCCAUGAGGAAUCAUGAUGACAAUUCUAACAGUAGCAGCUGGCACCUCUUUCAUGGAGAUAAAACCUUAGCAAAUGGGCAGUUUUACAACAGUUUCUUCCCAUGGAGUGUCGCAGACGCGUAUCCAUCACACGAUAAGGUUGCAUUAAAGCAGAAAAUGCUUGAGCAUGAGGCGAUAUUCAAGAAUCAGGUUUAUGAACUCCACCGCCUCUACAAAAUACAGAGGGACAUGAUGGAUGAAAUUAAGAAAAGGGAAGCACAUAAACAGUGGAUAUCAAUUGAUACAUCGUCUUCGUCAACCCCAUUGCCAUCUCAAAUGCCAUCUGAAGAAGUUCAGAAAUGGCAUAUCACUAGUUUCCCGUUGGCGAGCUCUGUUUCUGCUAGACAAUCUGUUUCAGGGGCUGAGAUUAUUAAUUCUCCUGUGAGUUGUACCAAAGGGGAUGGGAUGCAAACUGGUCCAAGUCCUUCCCAAAAUGGAUGCAGUUCAAAAGAUUGUGAGGUGUUGGAAUCCAGACCCUCAAAAGUGAGGAAAAAGUUGUUUAAUCUUCAACUUCCAGCAGAUGAGUACAUUGAUACCGAAGAAGGAGAACAGUCCCUAGACAAUAAGACGUCUUACAUUUUGAGUUAUUCACCGAAUACAAAUCAUAAUGUUGCACAUGAGAGUGGAGUAAAGUUGUUUCUUGGUGCUGAGGUGAAGAAUGAUUGCCAAGUAGAUGCUUCAAGAUCUGGUUCCUGUUUAAGGAGAUCUAUUGGGUUGGCUGACUUGAACGAACCACUUCAGCUUGAAGAAGCAAGUGUUCCAGCAUCUGUUGAUUUUCUAGGUCGUGCUGCCAGCCAUGGAGAGAUAAAUGGUCUGGAUCUGUCUUCUAAACCAAAAUCACAGUUAAUUUUGAAUAACUCCCAACAUGGAAACAACAAUGGGACUUUGAGCAAUAUAUCUAUUGAGAACAAAGGAAACGGGAGAGAGUGGUUCUCCCAUAUGUAUGAAGAAGGCCUCAGUAAAGGCUAUCUGAAUCCAAUCCAUCAAGGUCUCCAACCUGAUAAGUUGCCUCUACCUACCCAGCCAAUGCAUAUUAUGCCUGACAAAGCUUUUCAACCUGCAGGAACUCUUUCUAGUCAUUAUAGCAGGGGGGAUCUGCGGAGAGAUGGCACAGUUCAUCGUUUAGAAAUCUCUGAAAGAAGUUGUGAUGUUUCUAAUUUUAGCCAUCUGGACCCGGCUGUGGCUUCUCCUAUACCCGGUCCUUAUCAAUUUGUUAAUUCCUGUGAUUUGGCGAAUGCUCGGUCUUCCUCUGUCUCAUCGUGCAGAAAUCCAAGUAGUAGCUUUACCCAGAAGUUAACAUCAAUUCAAAAACUCCCAUCUUUUAACUCGUCUGUGACCUUGAGUAGGAGUUCUCAGUCAUCUGCUCAGAGCCAUGAGAUUUUUGGAAACAAAUGGCUACUUAAUAGCAGUUCCAUGUCAAAUCAUGGUCUUGGAUGUGAUCUACCUAACCGGAAUGGGUUUUACCAUGGAUCCUCAUCAGGGUCCAAGGAAGUACCAGCUUGCAUCCCUUCAGUUGGCUUUGAUUAUCUAAAGUUUUGUAAGAAUGAUAAUAUGGGCUCUGAACGGUCAAUUAAUUAUGGUUCUGGAAGUUUCUUCAAGGGCUCAAAUGUUAUAGAUUUGAAUUCUAGGAAAGGCAUGAACUUGAAUGUGUCCCUUUCAAAAAGUUCAUCUAACAUGGUGGCUUCCCAGGAUGCUCUUGAGAUCAUAGAUGGAGAAGGGAAGCAUGAAGACCAUCUAGGAGCAGCGUUGCCUUGGCUUAGAGCUAAGCCUGCUUCUAAGAGCGAGACUAUCAAUAUGAGGAGGGAUUCAAACUCGGUAGAAAUGAGUUUCUUCCAAACUUCUUCUAACCAGUUGUCCAUCAAAACUGAAAAAGAUAAAGGUCCCAAUCAAAUUUUUACCCAGAAUCUUACAUCAGCUUCAUGCGACCACAAUGUUGGGGCCAAUAGGGACGAGAUUGGUGACAGCCUUGGAAACAGAAAGAUACUUGGGUUUCCUAUUUCUGUAAAUCCUUGUACUUCUCGGAAUGAGUCUUCUUCUCAUGGCUCCACCUCGGCAUCCCUUCGUAGCCGUCUUCAUGGAAAUGGAGAAAUUGAUAUAAAUGUGGCUUUUGACCUUCUGAUUCCUGAGACUAGCAAGCAGAGUUCUGCAGAAAUUCUGGUUGAAGACAAGGAAAUGGGUACAAAAGUUUCUAUUUUCAGAAAUCACAUUGAUUUGAAUUUGUCUGCGAGUGUGGAUGAAGUUUUUUUAGCACCCUCUGUUGCAAACACCAGUGCUAAUGUUAAGCUUGCAUUGGAGAUAGAUCUGGAAGCCCCCGUAGUUCCAGAAAUUGAGGAAGAUUUUCUCCAUGGGGAAGAACAAAAGCAACCUGAGACACCCUUACGCUCGCCACAACAUAAAGCUGAAAACCCAGAGCAUGAAAUUGUCAGGAUUGCAGCAGAGGCUAUAGUUUCCAUCUCAUCAUCUGCUCAUCAGAAUCACACAGAGGACACUGCUUGCCACCCAUCUGAAGCUUCUUUGGCAGACUCUCUCCUGUGGUUUGUGGACGUAGUUUCUUCUUGUGCAGAUGAUCUCGAAAACAUUCUUGGCAGUGAAUCAAGGGGCAAAAAUGGUGGAGAAAAUGAGCAAUCUUCCUCCAAUGAGAUUGAUGACUUUGAGGCCAUGACAUUGAAACUGACAGAGAUCAAGGAAGAAGAGUAUAUGCCUAUGCCUCUGGUUCCCGAAACCAGAGAAGUGGAAGGAACAGGAGUCACUUCUGUAACUAGUCGAUCCCAGAAAGGCCAGGCCAGGAGAGGGAGGCAACGGAGAGACUUUCAGAGAGACAUUCUUCCAGGCCUUGCUUCUUUGUCAAGGCAUGAGGUCACCGAGGAUCUUCAGACAUUUGGAGGGCUGAUGCGAGCUACAGGCCAUCCAUGGCAUUCUGGAUCAACGAGAAGGAGUUGCACCAGAAAUGGCGGUGGUAGGGGAAGGAGGCGGUCAUUGGUUGACUCUACCCCUGCUGUGGCAGCAGGCACAAUUUGCACCCCGCUGAUGCAGCAGCUUAAUAACAUUGAAGUGGGACUGGAGGAUAGAAGCCUUACAGGGUGGGGGAAGACAACCAGGCGCCCCCGCCGGCAAAGAUGCCCCCCAGGUAAUCCUUCGUCUGUCCAUUUAACAUAAUUGUGGGAGAGGCUUGCUAAUUGAGAUUUCAUAGCGCAGCGUGGGGAAGUAGAGAACUGCUUUAAUGGCUAUUGGAGUAAGGUGGUUGUUAGAUAUGGUGUUUGCUUUUGUACAUGCCUUAAAUCAUAACUUGGGUCCCGGUGGCUGUUUGUCAUUUGGUCACCAUUGCGCGAUUUCUUCCGUGUUUGAGCAUUGUUGUUUCAGUCUAUGAAGUAAUUCUCUCAUAAUCUGAAGUGCCAUGAUAAUUUGUCUCUAGUGUAGUAGAUAGGAGGGACAUCAUUUUUAUCUUAGAGAUUGUACAAUAGUGAGUUUUUUUUUUCUUUCCCAAUUUUCUUCAAUAAAAUUGUUAAAGAUGAAGUUAGUGUA
Cornus florida is the source of this 4216-nucleotide messenger RNA. RefSeq lists its product as uncharacterized. Bases 611 to 3850 code for a protein of 1079 amino acids. The transcript has 5 exons. The record is from RefSeq and is a predicted model, not a curated record. NCBI's taxonomy places the organism in Eukaryota, Viridiplantae, Streptophyta, Magnoliopsida, Cornales, Cornaceae.